AUGCUUUUUUCUGUGCGGCGCAUCUUUCGUUCUAAAUCCAAAUCGGAUAUAACUCCUAGUGAUGUUAAGGAGAACCCAACUCCAGAGCCGUCACCAGAGCCAGUAGCUCAAACCCGUACAACAUUCUAUUACUCUGGUAUACAGACCUUUCAUAGCACAGAAAGUGACAAUGUCGAUAUCGUCUUCGUCCAUGGAUUGAAAGGAGACUGUCAAAAGACAUGGACGGAUAAAAUUUCAGGAAAUCCGUGGCCGAAAACACUCCUUCCCUUGGAGAUUGAGACUGCACGUGUUCUUACUUACUCUUAUGAUUCAACUGUCACCGGUAAGGAAGAUGGUCCUUCCCAGAAUCGAAUCUCCAAUCAUGCAUAUAAUCUCGUGACUGCUCUUGCAUCGCUUCGACAGAGCGAUAACACAAAUGAGCGACCUAUUAUAUUUGUCUGUCACAGUCUAGGUGGACUUGUUUGUCAGGAUGCUCUUGUCACAGCAAAACAACGCUCUGAACAGCACCUUCAAGAUAUAGUCAACUUCACUCGUGGUGUUGUAUUUCUCGGCACACCACAUCAUGGAUCAAGCCUUGCUAAGAUAGGGGAACUGGUCUCGCGCUCCGUUGGAUUCAUCAAGGAGACCAACAGCGACAUUGUUCAAGUUCUUACAAGAGACUCGGAAGUUUUAGCCCGAAUCCAAGAUAGCUUUCAGGCUCUUCUCAUGACGCGCAGCAAAGAUGAGACCAGCAUGAUAGACAUCACAUGUUUCUAUGAAGAGCUUCCAACAAAAAGAUUCGGGUUUUCCAACUCUGAUGAACCUGGAUUUUUGGCCAUUUGCGGAGAGCUUAAGCGUUGGAUGAAAAGGAUUCAGCAAGCACAGUUCAAGCCAAAGAAGCACUCUCAUGUUGCACAUUGCCUUAUUCCAUACACUUUUAACCCAGAUUUCGUCGGAAGAUCCGAGAUACUUUACCUACUGAAAAGUCAACUUGGAGAUCUAGAACCUCAACCUCAUGGCAGGGGCCAUCAAAGAGCUGCACUUUGUGGUCUCGGUGGAGUUGGGAAGACCCAAAUCGCAUUGUCGUAUGCAUAUUGGGUUCAUGAGAUUUCUCAAGAUACAUCAGUCUUUUGGGUUCAUGCCAGCAGCGUCGAAAAGUUCUCCGAAGGUUACACCAACAUUGCCAACGAGUGCAAAAUACCUGGGCACGAGGACCCAACUUUCGAUGUUUUGCCAGCCGUCCAAGACUGGCUGGAGAGCAAGGAGAGUGGAGAGUGGUUGAUGGUUAUUGACAACGCUGAUGACAUGCAACUUUUCUUUCCUCAAAAUGAAUGUUCUGAGAUGAAGCCAAACACUGAGAAGAGCUUAAGCCAGUUCAUACCGCAAUGUGCUCACGGCAGAGCCCUCAUCACGACGAGGAAUAUGCAAGUAGGCUCAAGACUCACAAAGGGCAAAUACCCUAUCGAAGUAGGCCAAAUGGACGAUCAAGAGGCGACUCAGCUUCUCCGUCAAGGCUUACAGCAAGAGGAUGAGUCGGAAAAGGACCUGAUUCAGCUCUCAACCCGUCUAGAGUUUCUUCCUCUAGCAUUGGUGCAAGCAGCUGCCUUCAUUCAAGAGAACUCCAUCACGGUCAACGAAUACCUCGAGCUCUUAGACGGAAGCGAAGACGAUCUUAUUGACCUUUUGAAUGAAGAGUUCGAGACUGUCGGGAGAGACUCCGAUACUCCUCGCGCGGUUGCCCAGACUUGGAUGCUGUCUUUCCAACAGAUAGAAAGACAGUACCCCUUCGCCAGUGAGCUCCUGUCACUGAUGUGUUUGUUCGAUCGUCAAAAAAUACCUCUUGAUUUCGUUGACUUUCACGCCAAAGAGAAUCUACCUCCAGGGUCAAACGUUAAAAUGCAACUUGUCAAGGCCCUUGGGAUUCUGAAGGCAUUCUGCUUCAUCCGGGCAGAGAAGGGUGGCGAUCAUACUAUGCAUCGUCUGAUCCAGUUAGUCACACGAACUUGGUUGGUGCGAAAAGGAAGCAUAGCCGAGUUCACGAGACACGCUUUUCUCGCUGUGUCGGACUUUUACCCCUUUGCAGACUUUGAAGAUGUUGAAUGGUGGUUCGAAAAGUUGACGACAUGCACUAAUUAUCUUUCCCAUGCAAACUCUGUCCUUGAAACUCAGAUAAUUGAAACGGAAGAAGACAGACUUAUCAGGGCUUCUUUGCUUCACAGAGUUGGAUCAUUCUUCUGUCACCAGGGUCGCCACAGGGAAGCAGAAAGAUUGCGGCGCGAGGGACUGGACAUCCGAAGAGAGUUACUCGGUGAAGAUCAUCUAGAGACUCACGUCCUCAUCUCCGACCUCGCAAGCUCGCUCGCAGAUUUAGGUCGUUACGAGGAAUCCGACAGGUUACUCACGGGCCUUAUUGAGACCUUGAAACGUCUCCAUGGUGACGAAAACGAGCAAACACUCGAUGCCAUGGCUAACUUGGCAGUCCACUUAUCAGAUCAAGAAAGAAUCGAUGAGGCAAUAUCGCUAGAUCGCCACGUCUUGGAGGCCAGGAAACGGAUACUUGGAGAAGAACACAUCAAUACAAUCCGAGUGAUGGACAACCUGGCAGUCCAUCUUGAAGGUGAAGAGGCGGAAGAACUACAAAGACGGGUUAUAGAAGUAAAGGUUAAGAUCUUGGGUGAAGAGCACCCCUCGACCGCUCACAGCAAGGCAAACCUAGCUAUGACACUCUUUAACGGGGAUGGACUCGGGGAGGCAGAAGACCUGUUCCUCGAAGCAUUCGAGGUCAAUAAAAAGAUCCUUGGCGAAGAGCACCCCACCACCCUUCGGGUUAUGGCCAACCUUGGACAUGUGUGGUUACUGUUUGGCCAGUUGUUCAUUGACGAUAGGCACUUAUACCCUGAUGUAGACAUGCUUGGGGAUGCAAAACGGUUGUUUGAAGAAUGCCUUAGGCUCCAGAUGAAGCGACUUGGGCCAGAUGAUAGCGAAACAAUUGCGACACGCGAGUUACUAGACGAAUGUCUAGAGGCGUUGGAGGUUGCGGAUCUUAUUGAUGCAGAAGCAGAGGCAGAGGCAGAGGCAGAGGCAGAGGAGGGCAAUGAUCAGACAUAG
Fusarium redolens is the source of this 3087-nucleotide messenger RNA. RefSeq lists its product as uncharacterized. The record is from RefSeq and is a predicted model, not a curated record. NCBI's taxonomy places the organism in Eukaryota, Fungi, Ascomycota, Sordariomycetes, Hypocreales, Nectriaceae. The transcript has 7 exons. Gene Ontology annotation, molecular function: protein binding. Bases 1 to 3087 code for a protein of 1028 amino acids.